GCUUGACGUGAGACAGGGGGGUCUCAGAUUUUUAAAGCUCUGUCCUGUCUCUCACUUCAUUUAACCGUACUGGAGUGUGUGUCAGCCACUCAACUGCGCUCCGUCGCUCCUUCGCCACCUCUUCUAUCCUCCUCGCUGCCACCACUUUCCUAUAUUCGCCUCCUUAGAGCCAAAAGUGGUUAGGAGUCACUUACUAAAAUUCUCAAGGUGUUGCCAACUUUAAAAAACUAUAUCGUGGACUGUCAAGGCUGGCUACGCUAAACGGAUUCCUACAUUCGCCACAGCAGUGACAGAAGUCCUUGAUUGAUCAACUAACGGACUGGGUCGCAAGUAGGCUACAAACGCAAUCUUCCUCUCUCGUUCCCCCCCUCCGUGGGUCUCUUUGCAACUUUUGCAACUUUUUUUUCUAGGCGAGUGCGCGCGCCUGGCACUGCCCCACUCCCCCGCGUGCAGUAAAAUUUCACACACCGGCCUCUGUGAUUGUGGUAUAAAAAGGAGGCACGGAAAACCGAAAACAUGAUGAGCAAUAAUACGUACUACGACCAGCAGCAGCCGCCGCAGUACUACUACGGUACGGACAACGGAGAGGACGGCGACGAGGAGAUGCCGGCCACCGAGAAGGACCUCGCGGAAGAUGCGCCCUGGAAGAAGAUCCAACAGAACACCUUCACCAGGUGGUGCAACGAACACCUGAAAUGCAUCAACAAGCGGAUCAACGACCUGCAGAAAGAUCUAAGCGAUGGGCUGAAACUCAUUGGGCUUCUCGAAGUUUUGAGUCAAAAGCAUAUGUACAGAAAAUACCACGCAAGACCCAACUUCAGGCAGAUGAAACUGGAAAAUGUCUCGGUAGCGCUGGAAUUUCUUGAAAGAGAACACAUCAAGCUGGUUUCUAUAGACAGCAAGGCGAUCGUGGACGGCAACCUGAAGCUGAUCCUGGGCCUGAUAUGGACGCUGAUCUUGCACUACUCCAUCUCCAUGCCCAUGUGGGAGGACGAGGACGAGGAGGACGCGCGCAAGCUCACGCCCAAGCAGCGGCUACUGGGCUGGAUCCAGAACAAGGUGCCCCAGCUGCCCAUCACCAACUUCCACCGCGACUGGAGGGACGGCAAGGCCCUGGGCGCGCUCGUGGACAACUGUGCUCCAGGUCUAUGUCCUGAUUGGGAGCUGUGGGAUCCCAACCAGCCGGUGGAGAAUGCCAGAGAGGCCAUGCAGCAGGCCGACGAUUGGCUGGGAGUGCCACAGGUGAUUGCCCCUGAGGAGAUAGUGGACCCGAACGUGGACGAGCACUCUGUGAUGACCUACCUGUCCCAGUUCCCCAAGGCCAAGCUGAAACCCGGAGCGCCCAUCCGCCCAAAGACCCUGCACCCCACAAGGGCCAGAGCCUAUGGACCAGGCAUUGAGCCGCGGGGCAACAUGGUCCUAAAGCCGGCUGAGUUCAUGGUGGAGACUGUAGAGGCGGGGCUGGGGGAGGUGCUGGUGUACGUGGAGGAUCCAGAGAGACAUACGGAGGAGGCCAGAGUGAUCCCCAACAAUGACAAGAACAGGACCUACUCCGUGGUGUAUGUGCCCAAGGUGGAGGGUCUCCACAAGGUUAAGGUGCUCUUCGCUGGGCAGGACAUUGACCGCAGCCCCUUCAUGGUGCACGUGUCCAAGGCUCUGGGUGACCCCAACAAGGUUCAGGCUCGUGGUCCGGGUCUAGAGGCUAUGGGCAACAUGGCCAACAAGCCCACGUACUUCGACAUCUACACUGCUGGUGCAGGUGCUGGUGACGUGGGGGUGAUCAUUGUGGACUGCCAGGGCCGGCGGGACACAGUGGAGAUCAUCCUGGAGAACAAGGGGGACAGCGUUUUCCGUUGCACCUACAUCCCCGUGCUGGAGGGGCCACACACCAUCUACGUGACCUUCGCCGGACAGCAGAUACCCCGAAGCCCUUUCUCUGUGACCAUCUCCGAGGCUCCAGCGAGUACGCGGUCUCCCGGCUCCCCGGUUCAGAUAAUCCCCCAGUCUAUUCGCACGCCGCCUGGCUCAGACAAGGCUCGGAGGGUGCCGCCCCCAACGCCACCCAAACCCAGGCGACCAACCAGCAACCCUAACGCGUGCAGGGCCUCUGGGCGGGGGCUGCAGCCAAAGGGCAUGCGUGUGAAGGAAGUGGCCGACUUCAAGGUCUACACCAAGGGAGCGGGCAGCGGAGACCUACGCGUGGGCGUCAAGGGCCCGAAAGGGAACGAUGAGCCGGUGAAGGGAGAGGAGGCUGGAGGUGGUGUGUAUGAGUACGACUACUACCCCAUCUUUCCUGGGAAAUACAUCAUCAGCAUCACCUGGGGCGGACAACCUAUUCCCCGCAGUCCGUUUGAGGUGUGGGUGAGUGAGGAGGCCGGGGCCCAGAAGGUGCGCGCGUGGGGUCCAGGGCUGGAGACAGGCAUGGUGGGCAAGUCUGCCGACUUCGUAGUGGAGGCCAUUGGCACGGAGGUUGGCACUCUGGGCUUCUCCAUCGAGGGCCCGUCCCAGGCGAAGAUCGAGUGUGACGAUAAGGGCGACGGCUCGUGCGACAUGCGCUACUGGCCCACGGAGGCCGGUGACUACGCCGUCCACGUCAUCUGUGACGACGAGGACAUCAAAGACAGCCCCUUCAUCGCCCACAUCCUCCCCGCAGCCAAUGACGUCUUCCCAGAGAAGGUGGUCUGCUCAGGUCCAGGGCUGGAGCCUACUGGCUGCAUCGUCAAUAAACCGGCCGAGUUCACCAUCGAUGCCCAGGCGGCCGGUAACGGACAGCUCCGCAUCUACGCUCAGGAUGCAGAGGGCUUCCCCAUUGACAUUCAGAUCACAGAUAACGGGGACAGCACCUACUUCUGUGUGUAUGUCCCCACCAAAGCGAUCAAACACACUAUCAUCAUCACCUGGGGAGAAGUCAACGUUCCCAACAGCCCCUUCAGGGUGACCAUCGGAGAGGGCAGCCACCCAGAGAACGUUAAGGUGUACGGACCGGGCGUGGAGAAGAGUGGACUCAAGGCCAACGAGCCCACGUACUUCACUGUGGACUGCAGCGAGGCAGGACAAGGUGACGUGAGCAUCGGGAUCAAAUGCGCUCCAGGCGUGGUCGGUCCUGCGGAGGCGGACAUCGACUUUGACAUCAUCAAAAACGACAACGACACGUUCACCGUGAAGUACACGCCCCCUGGUGCUGGACGCUACACCAUCAUGGUGCUGUUCGCCGACCAGGAGAUACCCAUCAGCCCCUUCCGCAUCAAGGUCGACCCCUCCCACGACGCCGCCAAGGUCAAGGCCGAGGGCCCAGGACUCAGCAAGACAGGAGUGGAGGUUGGCAAGCCCACCCACUUCACCAUCUACACCAAGGGGGCGGGCAAGGCUACGCCAGAGGUGGUCUUCGCUGGGGCCGCCAAGGGCGAGGCCGUCAGUGACUUCGAGAUCAUUGACAACCACGACUACUCCUACACCGUGCGCUACACUGCUAUACAGCAGGGCAACAUGAGCAUCUCCGUGUUCCAUGGAGGGGACCCCAUCCCCAAGAGCCCCUUCAACAUCUCCGUGGCCCCACCACUGGACCUGAACAGGGUCAAAGUUCAGGGACUCAACAACAAAGUGGACGUAGGGAAGGAUCAGGAGUUCACCAUUAACACCCGCGGUGCUGGCGGUCAGGGCAAAGUGGACGUCAAGAUCACCUCACCUUCACGCCGGCCAAUCCCCUGCAAGGUGGAGUCCAGCGCGUCCAAUGAGGUGCACACAGUCAAGUACAUCCCGCCUGAGGAGGGUCCCUACAAAGUGGACAUCAGCUACGAUGGCAACCCAGUGCCAGGGAGUCCCUUCGCAGUGGAAGGUGUCAUGCCCCCUGACCCCUCAAAGGUGCGUGCGUAUGGUCCUGGCCUGAAGGGAGGCAUUGUGGGUAAGCCGGCGCCCUUCGCCAUCGACACAAAGGGCGCGGGCACGGGCGGGCUGGGCCUGACGGUGGAGGGUCCGUGCGAGGCCAAGAUCGAGUGCCAGGACAACGGCGACGGCUCGUGCUCGGUGUCCUACCUGCCCACCGAGCCUGGUGAGUACUCCAUCAACAUCCUGUUUGCCGACCAGCACAUCCCUGGUUCGCCCUUCAAAGCCAUCGUCCAGUCCAUGUUCGACCCGAGCAAGGUGACGGCCAGUGGGCCGGGCCUGGAGAGGGGAAAGGUCAACGAGGCGGCCUCGUUCACCGUGGACUGCUCCAAAGCCGGCGAGGCGGAGCUGACCAUCGAGAUCAUCUCGGACGCUGGGGCCCCGGCGGAGGUCCGCGUCCAGAACAACAGCGACGGGACGUACUCCAUCACCUACAUCCCACCCUUCCACGGCAUGUACACCAUCACCAUCAAGUACGGUGGCCACGCAGUGCCAAAGUUCCCCGCCAGGGUGCAGGUGGACCCCAGCAUCGACACCAGCACCAUCAAGGUCUACGGCCCAGGAGUGGAGCCCAGAGGAGUCCUGCGAGAAGUCACAACUCAUUUCGUCGUUGACGCCCGUGCUGUUAGCAAGGCCGGCGGCAACCAUAUCAAAGCCCGCAUCGUGAACCCCUCAGGGGCUAACACAGACGCCUUCAUCUCCGACAAGGGAGACGGAACCUACCGAGUGGAAUACACUGCUUACGAGGACGGCAUGCACCUGAUCGAGGUUCUGUACGAGGACGUGGCGGUACCCAAGAGUCCGUUCCGAGUGUCGGUGACGGAGGGCUGCGACCCGAGUCGCGUGCGUGCAUACGGGCCCGGCCUGGAAGAGGGUCUGGUCAACAAACCCAACCUCUUCACCGUGGAGACCAGGGGUGCGGGUACUGGUGGGUUGGGUCUGGCUAUUGAGGGUCCGUCGGAGGCGAAGAUGUCCUGCAAGGACAACAAAGAUGGCAGCUGCAGUGUGGAGUACAUCCCCUUCACCGCCGGCGACUACGACGUCAACAUCACUUUCGGUGGUCUGCCCAUCCCAGGAAGCCUGUUCCGCGUGCCGGUGAGGGAGCUAGUGGACCCCAGUAAGGUCAAGUGUUCCGGUCCAGGGCUGGGCAGCGGCGUCAGAGCCCACGUUCCACAGACCUUCACCGUGGACUGCAGCAAGGCCGGCCUCGCCCCACUAGAGGUGCAGCUCUACGGGCCCACAGGAGUGGCAGAACCAGUGACCAUUACGGACAAUGGUGACGGCAUACACACGGUCAACUACACGCCGACCACUGACGGCCCUUACACCGUUUGUGUCAAAUACGCGGACCAGGAGGUGCCGCGCAGUCCGUUUAAAAUCAAGGCUCUGCCCGCCCAUGACGCCAGUAAAGUCCGUGCCAGCGGUCCAGGUCUGAAUGCCUCAGGUGUGCCAGCUAGCUUACCUGUCGAGUUCACCAUCGAUGCCCGUGACGCAGGGGAGGGUCUGCUCACGGUCCAGAUUCUGGACCCGGAGGGCAAGCCAAAGAAGGCCAACAUCCGUGACAACCGGGACGGGACGUACACAGUAUCCUACGUACCGGACAUGACCGGGCGCUACACCAUCACCAUCAAAUAUGGCGGAGACGAGAUCCCGUACUCUCCGUACCGCAUCCACGCAGUGCCCUCGGGUGACGCCAGCAAGUGCCUGGUCACAGUUUCCAUUGGAGGACAUGGAUUAGGCUCAGGUCUCGGACCCACCAUCCAGAUCGGCGAGGAGACGGUGAUCACCGUAGACGCAAAGGCUGCUGGGAAGGGUAAGGUCACCUGUAAGGUGUCGACACCUGACGGGGCGGAGCUGGAUGUGGACGUGGUGGAGAAUGCCGACGGAACAUUUGAUAUCUACUACACGGCACCGGAACCGGGGAAAUACGUCAUCACCAUCCGCUUCGGAGGGGAGCACAUUCCCAACAGCCCCUUCCAUGUGGUGGCCAGUGACACCAUUCCCAUUAUAGAGGAGCCGUGUGAUAAGGUUCAGCUGCAGCAGCCUUAUGCCCCCUACCAGGCCUACGCACCACACUGGGCCACGGAGGAGCCAAUCACGGCCACCAAUGGGAUCGAGCCUAUGCUCCGCCCCUUCAACCUGGUCAUCCCCUUCACAGUGCAGAAAGGGGAGAUCACAGGUGAAGUGCGUAUGCCUUCAGGCAAGACUGCCCGUCCCAACAUCACAGACAACAAGGACGGCACGGUCACAGUGAAAUACGCGCCCACUGAGAAGGGCCUGCACGAGAUGGACAUCAAAUACGAUGGCAACCACAUACCAGGAAGUCCACUGCAGUUCUACGUGGACGCCAUCAACAGUGGCCAUGUGACUGCCUAUGGGCCAGGCCUGAGCCACGGCAUGGUCAACAAGGCGGCCAUCUUUACCAUCGUCACCAAAGACGCCGGGGAAGGUGGUCUGUCUCUGGCGGUGGAGGGCCCCUCUAAGGCGGAGAUCUCCUGUAAGGAUAACAAAGAUGGCACCUGCACCGUCUCCUACCUGCCUACUGCACCUGGCGACUACAACAUCAUCGUCAAAUUCGAUGACAAACACAUCCCCGGCAGCCCCUUCACCGCCAAAAUCACAGGUAGUGACGACUCGCUGAGGACAUCCCAGCUGAACGUCGGCACGGCGACGGACGUGUCUCUGAAGAUCACAGAGACGGACCUGAGUUCCUUGUCGGCCAGCAUCCGUGCCCCAUCUGGCAACGAGGAGCCCUGUCUGCUCAAGAGGCUGCCCAACCGCCACAUCGGCAUCUCCUUCACCCCUAAGGAGGUGGGUGAGCAUGUGGUGAGCGUGAAGAAGAACGGAAAGCACGUGACCAACAGCCCCUUUAAGAUCAUGGUGGGCCAAUCAGAGAUCGGCGACGCCAGCAAGGUCAAGGUGUUCGGGAACGGGCUCAUCGAGGGACACACCUUCGAGGUCGCUGAGUUCAUCCUGGACACCAGGAACGCAGGCUAUGGCGGCCUGGGUCUGUCCAUCGAGGGUCCAAGCAAAGUGGACAUCAACUGCGAGGAUGUGGAAGACGGCACCUGCAAGGUGACCUACUGCCCCACCGAGCCUGGGACCUACAUCAUCAACAUCAAGUUUGCUGACCAGCACAUCCCAGGCAGCCCAUUCACAGUAAAAGUGGCAGGGGAGGGCCGCAUGAAGGAGAGCAUCACCAGGAAGAGACAGGCCCCAACCAUCGCCUCAGUCGGCAGCACCUGUGAUCUCAACCUGAAAAUACCAGGUAACUGGUUUCAGAUGGUGUCGGCUCAGGAGCGUCUGACGCGCACCUUCACGCGCAGUAGCCACACCUACACGCGCACGGAGCGCACGGAGUUCAGCAAGACGCGGGCGGGCGAGACCAAGCGGGAGGUCCGCGUGGAGGAGAGCACGCAGGUCGGGGCCGAGCCCACGCCACCCACCUUCCGCAACGUCUUCGGGGGCUUCCUAGGACGAGAGGCCCUCGGGACCUUCAGUGGGAUCCAAGCCAGACAACCUGAGGGUGAGUCUGGCACGCAGGAGAUGACCGCGCAGGUGACGAGUCCCAGCGGUCAGACGGAGGACGCAGAGAUCAUCGAGGGCGAGGACAGCACCUACAGCGUGCGCUUCAUCCCCCACGAGAUGGGCCCCCACACCGUCAACGUCAAGUACCGCGGUCAGCACGUGCCCGGCAGCCCCUUCCAGUUCACCGUCGGGCCGCUCGGAGAGGGCGGAGCCCACAAGGUCCGGGCCGGGGGCCCCGGGCUCGACAGGGGCGUGGCCGGAGUCCCAGCGGAGUUCAGCAUCUGGACUCGCGAGGCGGGCGCCGGGGGCCUGUCCAUCGCCGUGGAGGGGCCCAGCAAGGCGGAGAUCUCCUUCGAGGAUAGGAAGGAUGGGUCCUGUGGCGUGUCCUACGUCGUACAGGAGCCUGGUGACUACGAGGUGUCCAUUAAGUUCAACGAUGAACACAUCCCCGAUAGUCCCUUCAUCGUUCCCGUAGCAACACUGUCCGAUGAUGCCCGUCGCCUUACGGUCACCAGUCUGCAGGAGAUGGGGUUGAAGGUCAACCAGGAGGCCUCCUUCGCCGUGCAGCUGAACGGGGCGUGUGGCGUGAUCGACGCUAAAGUGCACACACCCUCCGGAGCCGUGGAGGAAUGCUACAUCACAGAGCUGGACAAUGACAAGCAUGCGAUCCGCUUCAUCCCUCGAGAGAACGGCGUCCACUCCAUUGACGUCCGCUUCAACGGGAACCACAUUCCUGGCAGCCCCUUCAAGAUCCGCGUUGGGGAACCAGGACAGGCCGGAGACCCAGGAAUGGUGUCCGCAUUCGGACCGGGCCUGGAGGGUGGAACUACAGGCGUGCCCUCUGAGUUCAUAGUGAACACGUGUAACGCGGGCGCGGGCGCACUCUCAGUGACCAUCGACGGGCCGUCCAAGGUGAAGAUGGACUGUCAGGAGUGCCCGGAGGGCUACAAGGUCAUCUACACGCCCAUGGCCCCUGGCAGCUACCUCAUCUCCAUCAAGUACGGGGGACCUCAGCAUAUCGUGGGGAGCCCCUUCAAGGCCAAAGUCACAGGUCCUCGCCUGUCUGGAGGACACAGUCUCCAUGAGACCUCCUCUGUUCUCGUGGAAACGGUUACUAAGUCCUCUGCCAUGUCCGGAGCCUUCAGUUCCCUGCCCAAGUUCUCCUCUGACGCCAGUAAGGUGGUCUCCAGAGGGGCCGGCCUCUCCAAGGCCUUCAUCGGACAGAAGAACACCUUCACUGUGGACUGCAGCAAAGCAGGAACGAACAUGCUGAUGGUCGGGGUGCACGGUCCCAAGACGCCCUGUGAGGAGGUCUACGUCAAGCACAUGGGGAACAGGAUGUACAACGUCACCUACACCGUCAAGGAGAAGGGCGACUACAUUCUCAUUGUCAAGUGGGGGGACGAGAUGGUGCCUGGCAGCCCCUUCCAUGUCACCGUGCCUUAAAACAAUCCCCUGGACUCUCCCGUUUUGCUUUGUAAUGGACCGAUCCAUGAUCCCAACCCUCACCCCCCACCCCCCUAUCCCAACUCCUUUUUCUUCAUACCAAAACCUGUCUAAAGUCAGACACACUAUGAUAUGCAAGGGCUAAAUCACAGCCUGAAUAGAGGGGAGAAUAUUUUUAUAUUCUUUUAUAUGGGAGAGUAUUAACCCAUUCAUAGAAAAUAGGAAAACACAAAGCCAGUUUAAUGAGCCAGUUGGCAACUCUAUUAAACUGAGUUAACAUUUCACAUACAACUGAGCUGACCCACAGUUAGCCUGGAUCUUGACCACAGUUAGCCUGGAUCUUGACCACAGUUAGCCUGAAUCUUGACCACAGUUAGUCUGGAUCUUGAUCACAGUUAGCCUGGACCUUGACCGCAGUUAGCCUGGAUCUUGAUCACAGUUAGCCUGGAUCUUGACCGCAUUUGGCAAGGAUCAGGCCAAAUGCAGGUCGCAAACAGUGGCCCUUUGAAUUGAAGUAUUCCAAAUCUGUACCUCCCACAUUUUUUGUCCCCCUCCCCCGUCUCUCUCUCUCUCUCUCUCCCCCUCUGUUCUUCCUCUUGGUCUCAGAUUGUGAUAUUUUUGUAUGUUUACUUUUUUUUGGAUGCUAGAGAAUGUAUCAUGAAGAGUGACAGAACAACAGUGAGUCCCGUCUCCGUGACAACGGCGUGGCGGGGCCUGUGUGGGUGUGGCUUGUGGCUGUUGCAGGCAGGAUCUAACCUUUAUUUAUUUAGUCUUUUUUCUGACAGAAAAGUGUCUUAUUUUUAUUUUAUUUUCUGAUGGGACAAGAACACAAUCAUUAACAUUCAGCCUGGUGGAAACCGACUCUCUCGUCCCCCUCCAGUCCGGCUCUGAUCUGGUCUUCAUCUGGCCCCUAGAUAUGGCUCUCCGGUUCAUAUACGGGAUAUCCGUCUCAUAUACAGUAUGGGAUAUCCGUCUCAUAUACGGGAUAGCCGUUUCAUACAUGGGAUAUCUGUUUCAUAUACGGGAUAGCCGUUUAUAUGGGAUAUCCGUUUCAUAUACGGCCCUGAUCGAGCCCGGAUUUGGCCCAAAUUACGGUGGCUGUCACUGAUCGGGCCCCAGAUCAGGUUCACGGCCACAUCAGAACCAGAGUCCGUUCCCAUCUGGGCAGCACAGGGGACAGAACUCUCCCUCGUCUUCCUCAAGCUGUGGAUCAGUACCGCUAGACCUGGGACACGUCUGUGCCCGCGUGGCAAGCCUUCUAUUUUGUGAAUGUUUAAAAGCAAAUUAUAUAUACAAUGAAACCGUAUACAGGAGUGACAUUUUAUAGUGAUUUUAUAUGUAUGACGAAUGGGCAGGAUAUGAGUCUAAUUGUUUGAUAUAUUAACCUACAAUUUGGUAAGGCUGUGCAGACAUAAUACAUGUUGAACUGCUAACUUGCCAUUAAAAAGCUCAAAUAAA
Molecule: messenger RNA, 10314 nt
Organism: Alosa sapidissima (American shad)
Lineage: Eukaryota; Metazoa; Chordata; Actinopteri; Clupeiformes; Clupeidae
Product: filamin-C-like
Exons: 49
Coding region: 517-8856 (2779 amino acids)
Biological process (GO): actin cytoskeleton organization
Molecular function (GO): actin filament binding
Source: RefSeq, a predicted model, not a curated record